Messenger RNA from Ramularia collo-cygni, 1215 nucleotides. RefSeq lists its product as uncharacterized. The transcript has a single exon. Bases 1 to 1215 code for a protein of 404 amino acids. The record is from RefSeq and is a predicted model, not a curated record. Lineage: Eukaryota; Fungi; Ascomycota; Dothideomycetes; Mycosphaerellales; Mycosphaerellaceae.
AUGGACAACUUCAACCUCAACGCAACUUUCGCGCCCGAAAUCGACCCUGCCAUAAUGGCAGACAUGUUCGGCGAAGAUGGCCUUUCCCCUGCUGGCCAGCCAGGGCUGUACGAACAGGGCUACGGCCAGGAGUAUCCAGACCCUCCGGCUCAGGGGGAGUCGCGGUACCCGCCGCCGCCCCAGGCCGGCGAUUCGCAGUACGCUCAGCUUGCGUACGACCCGGCCCUCUACGACCAGCAGUACGRGAACACCUUCGCCACAGGAAACGAGCAAUACACGCAGGGCGUGUACCCGGCUUUCUCGGACGCCCCAUCCGAGUUCUAUGGUCAGCAGUUCGGUCUCUCCGCCGAACAGACAGGACCAUACCAGCAGCAGGGCUUCCAGCCGUAUGGAACCCCGGGCUUCAACGGAGACGUCCAAACUCCCAUGAAGGCGCCAAAGAAAGCUCCGAAGAAGCGUGCUUCCAAGAAAGCACCCAAGGGUGAGGAGGAUGACUUCAAAAUCACCAAGAAGUCCAAGAAAGCCUCCAAGAAGCGUGUCCGAGAGCCAACUCCUUCCGACGAUGACGACGACGUGGUUCCAACCAGCACCAGAACCUCCAGAAAGGCAUCGAAGAAGUCCUUCCGAGAGCCCACUCCCUUCUCCGAGGACGAGAUUGUCCCAGUCAGCUACAGAGCCUUCAAGAACGCAUCACCCAAGAACGCCGUCAAGAAGGAAGAAGKGAUCGACGAGAAGCCCAUCCAGACCCGUCCGACAACAUCCCGAAAGGAGCCAGCCAAGGCACCAGCUCCUGCAGUUGAGGACUACACCGACUACACACGCAUCACGAAGCUCCUUCCUUCCGCAACCGCCGCUUCUGCCACUCCCGAUGAUGCCUACAUCGAGUUUCUGGAUGCUCACCUCCCAUUCGUCAUCCUCCGAUUGGCGACCGUGUGUGUUGGCCUCUGCCGUGAGGAGAACGACCUCGACAAGUACGCCGCAGCCGAGAUGCUGGCUCAAUUCGCAGUCGAUUUCUUCGGCAAGGAGAUGUGGGACACGGCCACCCACCACUACAUCACCAUCUCCCAGGACGGCGACGAAUUCGAGCUCAUGAAGGCAUGCAUGGCUGAUUGCAUCGGCACCUUCAACGGAUUCUACAGCAAGGAGGUCGCUGCGUCGCUGCAGGAACAAGUCAUCGAGUGUGGAUUGUGGUACCAACAGCCGGCGGCAAAGUGA